CCACAAAAUUAGAUAUUUGAUAUUUAUUUUAUUCGCAGUAAGGGUUAAGAAAAAGAGGUUCGUAGUAGUUAGUGUUCGAAAUAAUAUUAAAAUUUUUAAUUUAUUACCACUAAUUGAACGAAAUGAAUAAGCUAAAUUACGACGGUUUACUUGUACUGGAACAACCUUUUAUUAAGGUACCCUUAGAGCAACUUAAAAAAACCGCAAAAGUUUCUCAAAAGGAACUUGAUAAAGAGUUUACAAAAUCUAAUUUAACGGUCAGUGAUUUAACGAAUAAAAUUAAUCAAGGAAAAAUUGGUGUAUCAGACGCGAGUACCGCACUAGAAGGGAUGGUUGGAAGGCUACAAAGUUUGAAACGCAAACUCAACGAUACUAAAGUUGAGGAAGCGAUGUAUGUAUCAAGGAGUAAACAAAGAUUAUCUCACCUUAAUGAAUUAACUCAUAUACCAAGUGCAAAUUCUGAAGCGUAUACUCAAUGGAGUCGAGUAAGAUUAGAUCGUAUCCUUGUGGAUUAUAUGUUAAGAGAAGGGUUCAGUGAAACUGCAUUACAUUUAGCAAAAGCUGAAUCAAUUGAGGCUUAUGUUGAUGUUGAAUUGUUCUCACAGGCGAGACGUGUUGAACAAGCUUUGCAACGAUUUAGUUGUACUGAAGCUCUUCGGUGGUGUAAUGAUAAUAAAUCAAAUCUGCGUAAGAUGCAGAGUACAUUUGAAUUCAAUCUUCGACUUCAAGAAUUUAUUGAACUAAUUCGUGCUGGUAAGAAAAGUGAAUCGAUCGCGUAUGCUAAGAAGAAUCUAAAUUCUUUUCAAGAAAACCAUAUGAAAGAAAUUCAACAAGCAAUGACUUUGCUUGCAUUUCAGCCUAACACUAAAUGUCCACCUUACAAGAAAUUGUAUGAUAAGUCUCGUUGGGACGCGCUUAUUGCACAAUUUCGCGCCGAUAACUUUGCACUGAAUUCUCUUACGUCACAACCUCUUCUAACUGUUACCCUCCAAGCCGGGUUGUCUGCACUGAAAACACCAAUGUGUUCUCAACCGGAUAAUAGAAAUAUUAAUUGUCCAGUAUGUUCUCCGGACACCUUGGGUCUAUUGGCACAAAAUCUUCCGUUGAGUCAUCAUGUAAAUUCAACUAUUGUUUGUCGAUUAAGUGGAGAAAUCAUAGAUGAGGAUAAUCCUCCCAUGUCUUUGCCCAAUGGAUAUGUUUAUUCACUUAAGGCACUAGAAGAAAUGUCUAGCAAAAACAAUGGGCAAAUUAAGUGCCCAAGAACGGAAAAAGUUUAUGAUUUUAAAGAUUUAAAGAAAGUAUUCAUUUCUUAAUUGAUUACAUAUAGAAAUAUUUAUAAUGAUAAAAUGGGAGAAAGGUUAAUUAAUAUAACAAAUAACAAUAUAAUACAAUGUAUGAAGUAGAAGUAGAAUCAACAUAAUGAAUGAACUUUUUUU
Rhizophagus irregularis DAOM 181602=DAOM 197198 is the source of this 1436-nucleotide messenger RNA. RefSeq lists its product as uncharacterized. Gene Ontology annotation, cellular component: nucleus; GID complex; cytoplasm. The record is from RefSeq and is a predicted model, not a curated record. Gene Ontology annotation, biological process: proteasome-mediated ubiquitin-dependent protein catabolic process. Lineage: Eukaryota; Fungi; Glomeromycota; Glomeromycetes; Glomerales; Glomeraceae. Gene Ontology annotation, molecular function: ubiquitin protein ligase activity; protein binding.